AUGAAUACAGAAAAUAAGGAACUAAAAGAAUUAUUUAAAACAAUAGAAAAUAUAAUAAAUAGUUAUGAAGCAGAAUUGACAAUUAAAAGGAAAGAGUGUUUUGAAAAUGAUGAAUAUGCUUAUAGUUUAUGUGAUGAUUACAAAAGUAGAAAAACGAAGAAUGUUGUAAUACAUAUGAUAAAUAAAAAUAUUAAUAUACUAUAUUUUAAAGAUGAAUAUAAAAAUAUUAUUUUUGUUAAUUUUUUAAGGUUGUGCCAAUUGAAUAAUUUGGAUGUGAAAAAAUACCAUGAUUUGUUUUUAAAAUAUGAUAUUAUUUCUUUAUUCCCAAAUUUUGAAAAACAUUUAAAUUAUUUUCUAAAACCAGUUAUAAAUAACGAUAAAUUAUUAUGGGAUAUAAAUAAAGAAUAUUUUGAAUUACAUAACUUGAAAUUCAAAGAAAAUUGUAAUAACAAUAAUGAUAAUUAUUUUUUUAUAGAAGAUAAAAUUAAAAAUAAAAUGAAUAAUCUUUUAGAAAAUUCUUCUAAUGAUGAUACAUUUAGUUUUAGUGAAGAAAACUCUGUUUCUUCAUCUACAGAAAAAUCUUCUAUUUAUGAUGAUGUAGACAAUGAUAAUAUAACAAAUAAGAAAGAGCUUAACAAUAAUGAAAGUUUCUCAAAUUCAUUUUUAAAACAUUUAAAUGAAAAUAAACCAAGCGUUUUAGAAGAAGAAUCAAAUUUUUUAAAUAAUAAAUUAACUAAUGAAAAGGAAACAUUGAGGAUAUCUAUUUAUAACAAAAUGAAAGAAGAUAUACCAAAUAAGAAAUUUAUUAUGGAAAAUAUAGAAAAAAUUGAUAAAAAAGAAAAGAAUGUCUUUUUGAACUUAAAUAAUAUUAAUUUAAAUCAUUUAAUAGAUUCUAUUGUAAGUAAAGAUAAUGAAUGUAAUUCCUCUGAUAAAAUAAUGAAAAAUAGUUUAGGAGAUUCAUUAGUUAAUAAAUUUGUAAAAACAUAUGAAAAUGAGAAUGAGGAAAUAAAUAAUUUGCACAAAAAAAUAAAUGGUAUGGAAAAAAUUAUUAAGCAUUUGAUGAAUGAAAUAAUAAAGAGAGAUUUAAUAGAAAAAAAAAUUAAUAAUAAAGAGAUUAAAGAAAUAAAUUUUGAUAAAAAAGAAACAGAAAUGGAAUUAAAUAGUGAAGAAAAUAAUGAAAAAAAUAAUGAAAAAAAUAAUGAAGAAAAUAAUGAAAAAAAUAAAUUAAAACAUAAUGAAAUAGAUAAUAUUAAAAAUAUAAAUACAAUUAAUAUAUACAAUAAUGAUGUAAAAGAAGUAGAUAAAAAAUAUUUCGAUAGUUAUAAUUACACAAGCAUACACAGAACAAUGAUUUUAGAUAAAAGUAGGACUAACUGCUACUAUGAAUUUAUAUAUAAAAAUAAAGAAAUAUUUAAAAAUAAAGUAGUUCUGGAUAUAGGAUGUGGAUCAUCUAUAAUUUCUUUGUUUUGUUCAGACUAUGCAAGCAUUGUUGUUGGUAUAGAUAACGCAAAGAAAAUUUUAAACAAAGCAAAGAAAAUAGCAGAAAAAAAUAAAGCAAAAAAUAUUUUUUUAUUUGAAGGAAAAUUAGAAGAUAAUGAUAUAUAUAUAGAUGAAAAAGAACAGAUAUAUUAUUUAAGUAAAAAUGAAGAUAUUGAAAAUUUUCAAAAAAUUAAUAAUGUUCAGUUAAAACUUUUAAAAUUUGAUAUUAUUAUAUCGGAAUGGAUGGGAUAUUUUUUAUUUUAUGAAUGUAUGAUAAAUACUAUUUUAUAUGCUAGGGAUAUUUACUUAAAGGAAAAUGGCUAUAUAUUUCCGAAUAAAAUAAAUUUAUAUAUAUGUGGAUACAAUGAUUUAGAAUAUAUAAAUGAAAAUAUAUUAAUAUGGGAAAAACCAUUAUAUAACAAAGAUUUAUCGGAAUUAAAACCAAAUUUGAAAAAUUUCAUGGAAAAUGUGAAAAUAAUGAACGUAGACAAAAAUAAAGUAUCUACUGAAAUAAUUAAUUUUGAAACAAUUAACUUGUAUACAUAUAGAAAAGAAAAUUUUUACAUUAAUUCUAAUUUUGAAAUUCCUAUAAAAGAAGAUAAAAUAGUAACGAGUUUAUGCUUUUAUUUUGACUGUAUUUUUGAAACCUCUACAUUUUAUGAAAACGUUAAUCAAAACAUAUCAAAUGUAAACGAAGUGAAAUCUAUAAUAAACUCACAUAGUACUUAUAAUAUUUUAACAACAAGUAUGUUUAAAGAAAAAACUCAUUGGAAACAAACUCUUUUUCAUUUGCAUUGCUGUAAUUAUAAUAUUUCAAAUAUUUUUUGUAUAAAUAAAGAACAAAUAAAUUACUUAUGUGGUAACAUUUAUGUCUCCCCUCAAACAAAACAUUCAAGAAAUAUUAACGUAGUAUUACAAAUAAAAAAAAAUAAAUUAUUAAAUAUAAAUGAAGAACUAAUUUGUUGUUAUUCUAUAGAUUAA
This is a messenger RNA of Plasmodium gallinaceum, 2460 nucleotides long. Its product is annotated as histone-arginine methyltransferase, putative. The record is from RefSeq and is a predicted model, not a curated record. Lineage: Eukaryota; Apicomplexa; Aconoidasida; Haemosporida; Plasmodiidae. Gene Ontology annotation, cellular component: nucleus. Gene Ontology annotation, molecular function: protein-arginine N-methyltransferase activity. The coding region runs from base 1 to 2460 and encodes 819 amino acids. The transcript has a single exon. Gene Ontology annotation, biological process: peptidyl-arginine methylation.